GCCCCUCUCGGCUGGAAGCCGACAAAACGGCGUCGCCCCUUCCCUCCUCCUCCUCUCCGUCCUUCCCGGUCGCCGGCCUUUCAGAGUCUCCGUCUUUCUCCAUCUCUCUCUCUCUCUCUAACAAUGACUGCGAUUCAGGCCGUUGUUCCCUCGGCCGUCUCCGUCUCCGUCUCCCUCCGUUAUCGCACUCCCUCCGCUCCCUUCCUUCUCCCGUCGCGCCCGGCGAGGCCCUCGCCGUUCGUCGGCCGGAGAAUGCCCGGCCGGCGGCGGCGGCUCUCGGGCGGCGCCGCCCCGCGCGUGGCGAUGGUCCAGCAGGCCGUGCAGGGGGCGCCCGCGACCUACGCCAAGGAGAUGGAGCGGCUCUCCGCCAAGGAAUCGCUCCUCCUCGCCUUCAAAGAUUCUGGAGGCUUUGAGGCAUUGAUCAGUGGCAAGUUGACUGAUAUGCAACAAAUUGAUGUGAAUGAGAGGAUCAUUGGUCUCGAGCGACUUAAUCCGACGCCUAGGCCAACAACGUCUCCCUUUUUAGAAGGUCGAUGGAACUUUGAAUGGUUUGGCUCCGGAAGCCCUGGGCUUACUGCUGCUAAAGUGAUAUUCGAGAGAUUUCCAGCAACUUUGGCUAAUCUGUCAAAAAUGGAUAUCAUGAUUAAGGAUGGGUAUGCUAGAAUUACAGCUAAUCUGAAGUUUCUAAACUCGCUACAAAGCAAAUUCAUCUUGUCCGCCAAGUUAUCUGUGGAGGGCCCGCUUCGGAUGAAGGAGGAAUAUGUGGAAGGGAUGGUCGAAACACCAACUGUUAUUGAAGAAACUGUACCAGACCAGCUAAAAGGUGCACUGGGCCAGGCAGCUAGCACAGUACAGCAACUUCCUGUUCCAAUUAGAGAUGCCGUCACUGGUGGAUUAAAAGUACCUUUAGGUGGGACUUUCCAGAGGCUUUUCAUGAUAUCCUACCUCGAUGAAGAGAUACUAAUAAUAAGGAGUACCGAUGGAGUACCUGAAGUCCUCACAAGAUUGGAAGUACUUCCUACGAUGGCCGAGCCAGUCGUGGAGUAUGAGAGCUAGAAAGUAUGUCAUCGACACUGACAACAAUAUAUUGUUUUCCAAAGCAUAGUCACAGCGCAGAAGUUUCACGGUUUCCCUCCUCCACUGAUCUGCUACUUCAUUUCUUUUGUCCACGGUUUGGCUUAUUUCUGCUCACUGGCAUUCCUCGGAGAGGGAAUGCCUCUCUGUCUCAAAGAUUCGUUCGGAGUAACAUUAGUCGAUUCACUAGCAUAAUUAGCAAAAGCAAUCAUCUUUUCGCGAGGUCUUGCCAGAGGUCAACUGUCAUGUUUUCUGGUAUGCUUUCGGGCUGUAGUGAUAAAAACGUGCUUUGCAACUAGGUAAUAUUGUAGCAUGUUGCUGUCAUUGAUGAUGAGGCAUUUGGAAUUUCCUGGUAGAAAAGGAUGCAAAAGAGUUGAAAA
This is a messenger RNA of Eucalyptus grandis, 1454 nucleotides long. RefSeq names its product probable plastid-lipid-associated protein 13, chloroplastic. The transcript is spliced from 7 exons. NCBI's taxonomy places the organism in Eukaryota, Viridiplantae, Streptophyta, Magnoliopsida, Myrtales, Myrtaceae. The record is from RefSeq and is a predicted model, not a curated record. The coding region runs from base 124 to 1056 and encodes 310 amino acids.